CUAGGCAACCGCGUCAGGGAGGAGUCCAGUCUAUACUGCAAGGGCGCGGGGACCCACAACGACGGCUGUCCCCAAAGAACCCCUGCGACUGGGAAUUGAAUUGAAAAAGAAUCCAGAUUUUCUGUGCGUGAUCGAGGGGACAAAUUCCUUGUCCUCAGGCAAGAGAGCAUUUUGUAGGUGUUCCAAGUGUUGAGGUGUUUUCUGCUUCUUCCGAGAUGCCCCAGAGACAGCCGCCUCGUAGGCAGAGCAUCAGUGUGGGCAGAGGAGCCAGGAAGAGAGAUGAAGAUUCAGGAACCGAUGUGGGGGAAGGAGCAGAUGAAUGGGCCCAGUCCAAAGCCACAGUCAGACCCCCUGACCAGCUGGAGCUGACCGAUGCGGAGCUAAAGGAAGAGUUCACCCGCAUUCUGACUGCCAACAACCCACACGCCCCCCAGAACAUCGUCAGGUACAGCUUCAAAGAAGGCACAUAUAAGCUUAUUGGCGUGGUGAACCAACUGGCAGUUCACUUCAGCCAGGUCGGGAAUCUGAUCCCCAAAGACUCGGAUGAAGGACGGCGGCAGCACUACCGCGAUGAGUUAGCAGCAGGUUCUCAGGAGUCUGCCAAGGUGGUGAUUUCAGAAACCGAAAUCCUUGAAGAAGAAGAAGAGCCUAAGGAAACAGAAGCCGAAACUGAACUUGGGAGUCAAACAGAUGUGCCUGCCGCUGAGGCAGCUGUAAAAGCAACUGAAGAAGAAUUGAUGACUCCUAAGCAGCCCAAGGAGCGAAAGCUCACCAACCAGUUCAACUUCAGUGAGAGGGCCUCACAGACCUUAAACAAUCCUCUCCGGGACCGAGAAUGCCAGAUGGAGCCUCCUCCCAGGACAAACUUUUCAGCCACAGCCAAUCAGUGGGAGAUCUACGAUGCCUAUGUAGAGGAGCUUAAGAAACAGGAAAAGACCAAAGAAAAAGAGAAGGCAAAGACACCAGUGGCUAAAAAAAUGGGGAAGAUGACCAUGAGGAAGAUGACAUCUAUGGAGUCCCAGAAUGGGAAGGGAAUGCAGCUCUGUGUAUCUCCAGAAGCCAUCCUCUUCCUGAUGCCAACACUCCUAGGAAAUUUCAUUUUCAAGAGCCAUGGGCCUGGCCUUCUUGAGCACCUUGAGAGUGAUGACAUCACCAAAGUGACUCAGGCUGCUAAAAUUGUGGAGCGGAUGGUCAACCAGAACACAUAUGAUGAUGUUGCUCAAGAUUUUAAGUACUACGAGGAUGCUGCUGACGAAUACCGAGACCUGGAGGGUACGCUGCUGCCGCUCUGGAAGUUCCAAAACGACAAAGCCAAGCGCCUGGCCGUCACCGCCCUCUGCUGGAAUCCAAAGUACAAUGAUCUGUUUGCAGUGGGACAUGGCUCCUAUGACUUCAUGAAGCAGAGCCGGGGCAUGCUCCUGCUGUACAGCCUGAAGAACCCCAGCUUUCCCGAGUACAUCUUCAGCAGUGAGAGUGGCAUCAUGUGUUUAGACAUGCAUGUGGACCACCCCUACCUGGUGGUGGUGGGCCACUACGACGGGAACGUGGCCAUUUACAACCUCAAGAAGCCCCAGUCCCAGCCGUCCUUCCGCAGCUCAGCCAAGUCUGGCAAGCACACGGACCCUGUGUGGCAGGUCAAGUGGCAGAAGGAUGACAUGGACAACAACCUCAACUUCUUCUCUGUGUCAUCUGACGGCAGGAUUGUGUCUUGGACCCUCUUGAAGAGCGAACUGGUUCACAUGGAUGUCAUCAAGCUGAAGGUGGAGGGCAACACCACAGAUGGCCUCAACGGGUUGCAGCUACACACAGUGGGCUGUGGCACCGCCUUUGACUUCCACAAAGAGAUUGACUACAUGUUCCUAGUGGGCACAGAGGAGGGGAAAAUCUACAAGUGCUCUAAGUCCUACUCCAGCAAGUUCCUCGACACCUAUGAUGCCCACAACAUGGCAGUGGACGCUGUGUCCUGGAACCCAUACCAUGCCAAGGUCUUCAUGUCCUGCAGCUCCGACUGGACUGUGAAGAUCUGGGACCACACCAUCAAGACCCCGAUGUUCAUCUACGACCUAAAUUCAGCUGUGGGCGAUGUGGCCUGGGCGCCGUACUCUUCUACUGUGUUUGCGGCAGUCACCACUGAUGGGAAGACCCAUGUGUUUGACUUGUCUAUCAACAAGUAUGAGGCCAUCUGCAGCCAGCCCGUGGUGGCCAAAAAGAAGAACAAGAUCACCCAUGUGCAGUUCAAUCCUAUCCAUCCCAUCAUCAUUGUGGGUGAUGACCGUGGGCAUGUCAUUUGCCUCAAGCUCUCACCCAACUUGCGCAAGAUGCCGAAGGAAAAGAAGGGACAGGAGGUACAGAAGGGUCCAGCUGUGGAGAUCACAAAAUUGGAUAAACUGCUGAACCUGGUGAGGGAAGUGAAAACCAAGACCUGAGGGCCUGGCCUCAGUCCCUGUCCCAUUUUUCUGAACCUGUUACUUGUAACCCCUGACCCUGCACCCAAGCCCAGCCUUAGUACUCGGUAUGUGACCCCACCCCUAACCAGGUCCCAGCAUCUACCAUCAGCACUCUACAUUGGCCCUGAUCCCAGCACCUCACCCCAGGACUUGGCCCUCAACCAUUAUCCUGUCCCACUUUGCACAAAUAAACCUGUGUCUGGAAGCUCA
Molecule: messenger RNA, 2657 nt
Organism: Mustela lutreola (European mink)
Lineage: Eukaryota; Metazoa; Chordata; Mammalia; Carnivora; Mustelidae
Gene: DNAI1
Product: dynein axonemal intermediate chain 1
Exons: 21
Coding region: 216-2426 (736 amino acids)
Biological process (GO): cilium movement; outer dynein arm assembly
Cellular component (GO): outer dynein arm
Molecular function (GO): dynein heavy chain binding; dynein light chain binding
Source: RefSeq, a predicted model, not a curated record